AACCGCGCGCCGCCGCCGCCGCUUAAAGGGGCCGCGCGCUGUGCGAGAUGUUUCCCGCUGGGCUCUGGCUCUAGGAUGUUGGAGAACCGAGAGGAAGAGCUGACCACGGUGCGGGUGCAGGAUCCCCGUGUGCAGAACGAAGGCUCCUGGAAUUCCUACGUGGAUUACAAGAUCUUCCUGCACACCAACAGCAAGGCCUUCACUGCCAAGACCUCGUGUGUGCGGCGCCGCUACCGGGAAUUCGUGUGGCUGAGGAGGCAGCUCCAGAGGAACGCCGGAUUGGUGCCGGUCCCGGAGCUGCCGGGAAAAUCCGCGUUUUUCCUGGGAAGCGCCGAUGAAUUCAUCGAGAGGCGGCGGCUGGGCCUGCAGCGCUUCCUGGAGAGGUGGGAGCGGGGUCUGGG
Messenger RNA from Cyanistes caeruleus (blue tit), 401 nucleotides. Lineage: Eukaryota; Metazoa; Chordata; Aves; Passeriformes; Paridae. The record is from RefSeq and is a predicted model, not a curated record.